AUGCCCUCAAGCAAAGCAGUACUUCUCAGCAAAAUCAAAUCCCUCAAGAGCUCUUCAUCAUCAUCAACAACAACAUCGGAUGAGAGCAAAAAGAAAUCUGCUGUUGGAGUGAAGGAAAAUAGCAAGGCUGUAUCGGAACAGAAAAAGCAGUCAGUGUUGCUUUCAUCCAAGAAGGAACAACAAGAUAAAAAGAGAAAGCACGUAGAGGAAGAGGACGAUGAUGAGGUUGAAUUGAUGGGAGCUGAUGAUAUUGAUUUGGAUGAAUAUGAAGAUGAUGAAUUUGAUGCAGAAGAUUUGAAUGGAGCCGACGAACAAGUAGAGGACGACGAAGAUGAGGAUGAUUUCUUUACAUCAAAGAGUAAAUCAAAAUCCUCGCAACAACAACCUUCUAAGAAACGAAAACAACAAGAGGAGGAUCUAAGUGAGGAGGACGAAGAAGACGAUGAUGAAGACGAAUACUCUUCUCAAAAGCCGUACUCUAAAAAGAAAGUCUUUUCCGAAGAGAACUUCUUUGAAGACGAUGAUGAAGACAAUGAUGACUUUUCCGAAUACACUGAAGAGGAACGACAACGAUUGCAACAACUCUCAGAAGAGGAACGACAACGAUUGGCACGAAUUGAAGAAGAAUCUCGGUUAGAAAUGGAGGACGAUGCACAGAGACAGGAUAAACCUAGUGUCAUGUCUGAAUAUUUAGAGGACCACGAAGAACUUCCCGAUACAGAGGGAGGUGAUAUUGGAAUUGCUGGUCUCACAGAAGACUUGACUAAAAUUCAUGAACGUAUUCAAGAGAAUCUCUCAGUUUUGGCUAACUUUAAGGAAUUAAGAGAGGAAGGAUUUUCUCGUGAGGACUAUCUUAAAUUAUUGAAGGCAGAUUUAUCACUCUAUUACGGAUACAAUCCAGAAUUAAUUGAUGUUUUUGCUUCCAUGUUUUCGUUACCUGAAUUGAUUGAAUUUUUGGAAGCUAACGAAAAACCUCGUCCACUCACAAUCAGAAGUAACAUUUUAAAAACAAGAAGAAGAGAAUUGGCACAAAAUUUAAUCAAUCGUGGUAUCAACUUGGAUCCUCUCGAUAAAUGGUCAAAAGCAGGUUUAAAGAUUUAUGAUGCCAAUGUACCUGUCGGUGCCACUCCUGAAUAUUUAGCUGGACAUUACAUGUUGCAAGGAGCUUCUUCAUUCUUACCAGUGAUGGCCCUUGCUCCAAAAGAGAAUGAAAAGGUUAUUGACAUGGCUGCUGCUCCUGGUGGUAAAACAACAUAUUUAUCUGCUCUCAUGAAGAAUACAGGAGUGAUUUUUGCCAAUGACGUCAACGUUGACCGUACUAAGGCUCUUAUUGCGAAUAUUCACAGAAUGGGCUCACGUAAUUGUAUUGUUGCCAACUAUGAUGGUCGUGAUUUGCCUACGGUAUUGCCUACAAAGGUUGAUAGAGUGUUGCUUGAUGCACCAUGUACUGGUUUAGGUGUUAUUUCUCGUGAUCCUUCAAUUAAAUCCCAAAAGGGAAAGAAGGACAUUGAGCUGCUUUCCAAGUUGCAACGUGAAUUAAUUUUGGCAGCCAUUGAUUGUGUCGAUGCUGACUCCCCAACAGGUGGUUAUAUUGUAUAUUCUACUUGUAGUGUGAGUGUGGAGGAAAAUGAAGCAGUCGUAAAUUAUGCUCUCAAGAAGAGACAUGUGAAAAUUGUGCCAACUGGACUUCAAUUUGGUAAUCCUGGUUUCAUCAAAAUUGGAGAACGUCAUUUUGAUCCAAGCUUAAAAUUGACUAUGCGUUACUUCCCUCAUGUACACAAUAUGGAUGGAUUUUAUGUUUGUAAAUUGAAAAAGCUCAAGAAUGGAAAGAAACUUUCGGAAGAUGAACAAGAACGUGAAGACAAAUUGGUUGAAAAGGAGAAGGAGGAUAAAGCACACGAAAAACAACGCAGAAUUAAGGAACAACAAGAGCGUGAGGAAAAGAACAAGAAAUUAUUGGAGGAGGCCAUCAAGCUUGCAAAUGGCAACGAACAAGCAGGCAUUGAACUUUUCCACAAGCGAAAAGAAGAAUUGGCUCAUCGAAAGAAAUUCAAAACAACAAAACGAGCACAGGACAAAUUCAGGCCUAUUCAUGAACGAUCAAAAUCACAGAAAAAUAAGCAAAAAGCAGGAUCCGUGGUGAAUUAUGUGUAA
Messenger RNA from Naegleria lovaniensis, 2154 nucleotides. RefSeq lists its product as uncharacterized. NCBI's taxonomy places the organism in Eukaryota, Heterolobosea, Eutetramitea, Acrasida, Naegleriidae. Gene Ontology annotation, cellular component: nucleolus. Gene Ontology annotation, biological process: maturation of LSU-rRNA; rRNA base methylation. The coding region runs from base 1 to 2154 and encodes 717 amino acids. Gene Ontology annotation, molecular function: RNA binding; rRNA (cytosine-C5-)-methyltransferase activity. The transcript has 2 exons. The record is from RefSeq and is a predicted model, not a curated record.